AGUUCUUUGCCUGUUUAUUACAGCGUUGGUAAAAAGACCGAGGUGGGGCAAGCCAAAGUGUGGCAGUGAUGGACGCCGAGUGCCAGGAAUGGAGUGAGAGUGAGGAAGACUCCAACUCAGAGGAAGAGGAGACAACUUAUGGGGAAAGUUCUGCCCUUGAGCCAGGCUGCCAUCCCCGGCUGAACACAGACAUUGAGACAGUGAGGAGUCAGUAUUCAGAUAGUGCCAUCUCUACCAGUGAGUAUCAAUCUGUUGAUGACGUGGACGUGGAUUUGAAGAUUAGAGCCAACAUUUUGGAUGAGGAGGUGACCAAGGCUUGGAGCGUCGAUCCAAGCGAGCCCAUCAUUGUGCGUCUUCACUUUUCGUUGUCUCAGUAUCUCGAUGGACCAGAAUCCACAGUUGAAGUCUUCCAGCCAUCAAAUAGAUAUCAUUUCAACCUUGGAAAAAAACUCCAGAGCGUUCUUGCAUCCUUCAUAUCUCGUGAGUGGCAACACCUGACCAAUGACACCACGAUGGUUCAUCAGAAGAGAAAGCACUGCUGGUUCAGGCCUGGCGGAACCAUCAAGAAAUGUCGUGCAAAACUCAGCAUCUGGCUGCCGUUGUCAAAAUCGAGAACACUCCAAAGCUGCAGCCAGAGGGGACGGAUUGUCUUGCCUGGCUUGAAAUGGAACCAUUUCACCAAUCGCACGACUUCAUACAACAUUAAGAAGCCAUCGGGAGAACUUUUCACUCACACAUCCAGUGGAAAGAGAGUGAUGGUCGCAGGAGUGAAGUCCUCACCUCACCUCAGCACCAAGCAGCUGAUAGAGCUGAUGUUCUUCUCUCAGGCCAUCAGACAGCGGAAGACUUCCCCGACUCUGCCGCACGGCUUCUUGCUGCAGGUUCUGAAAUAUGCAGAGCAGAGGAUGUUAACUUUGAAGGAGUACUGCGUGGUUUGUGAUGAGAGGCACGUUCUUCAGAGUGGCCCCAUGUUGAAGCCCGCAGUGUGCAGCAGAGAACUCUGUUUGUUUUCCUAUCACACCAUGGGAGUAAUGUCAGGAGCCACGGAGGAGGUGGCCAGCGGUGCUCAGGUGGUCGACCUGCUGGUGGCGCUGUGCAGGACGGCGCUACAGUCCGCACGCAAGGAUAUCAUAUUUCAACCAUACCCGUCUGUUGUCCAUCCAAAGAACCCCAAAAUUCUGGCCUUUAGUCCAAAAAGAAAGAGCUAUGCUAGGCUAGAAAAAGCCUUAGACAGCAUCCUGUUAAUUCGGAGGAUGGCACAGGGUCCAAAUUCUGAAAUUAGGAACCAGAUGGACAGGAUAGACCCUCUUGCAGCUCCUUUACUACAGUGGAUUUUAUCGAGCAACAGAUCCUACAUUGUCAAGCUUCCAGCCAACAGGCAGCUGCCGUUCAUGCACACGCCCCACCAGUUCCUGCUCAUCAGCAGCCCCCCCAACAAAGAGGCUCGCUUUCAAAGUGCCCGCAAGCUUCAUGGGAGCACCUUUGCUUUCCAUGGUUCCCACAUCGAAAACUGGCAUUCUAUUUUAAGAAAUGGACUUGUUAAUGCCUCCAAUACAAAGUUUCAGAUGCAUGGAGCUGCUUAUGGCAAAGGCAUCUAUUUAAGCCCCAUCUCAAGCAUAUCAUUUGGAUAUUCUGACAUGGGUAAGGGACAACACCAGGUACCAACCAAAGAAGAACUCAUGGGAAAAUAUAAUCGAAUAAACAAAGUCCAAAAGGAUCACCCUGGCAGGUUUCUGCAAAGCAGGAACCUCAACUGUGUUGCACUUUGCGAAGUAAUAACAACAAAGGACCUUAAGAAACACGGCAACAUCUGGGUGUGCCCGACACCUGACCACGUGUGCACCCGUUUCCUUUUCGUGUAUGAAAACGGUUGCGUGGGCGAUGUGCACAUCAACACUCAGGACGCCAACAUUCAUAGCCAGAUUUUACACGUCACUGCGACCGAGCCAAGCUGAAAACUAUGGCCUCGUUAUUUGUGUUGUGUUAGCGAGCAGGAACUCCACAUACUCUAUGCCAUAGUUUACACACACAUGCCAUUGUUGGAGUGAAGAACAGUACAAAAAAUGUGUGUUCCCUGCCAAUUGUAGGUAGAUUCCUCUUUUUGGACGGAUAAAGAUAACCAAAUGUCCACCACAAAACGUUAUUUUCAGGUUAUAAAUCGGGGAUUCUCAAACUGUGUUACGGCUACCACUGGUGGUACGUGGACUCAAUUAAGUGAUCGGUGUUUUAUUUUCCAAUAUUCCAACACACCGUUCAAACUGUGUGUAAUGU
This is a messenger RNA of Nerophis ophidion (straightnose pipefish), 2271 nucleotides long. Its product is annotated as protein mono-ADP-ribosyltransferase PARP6-like. Gene Ontology annotation, cellular component: intracellular anatomical structure; nuclear envelope; membrane. The record is from RefSeq and is a predicted model, not a curated record. Gene Ontology annotation, molecular function: NAD+ poly-ADP-ribosyltransferase activity; protein serine/threonine kinase activator activity; kinase binding. NCBI's taxonomy places the organism in Eukaryota, Metazoa, Chordata, Actinopteri, Syngnathiformes, Syngnathidae. The coding region runs from base 69 to 1955 and encodes 628 amino acids. The transcript is spliced from 22 exons. Gene Ontology annotation, biological process: endoplasmic reticulum unfolded protein response.